AUGGUCCAAGAGGUUAUGAACGAUACGAAAGAUGCUGCGUGGGAGCUGGAAAAGGUUGCUGUGAUAGAUUGGACAGCAACCGGCGAUGGAAGACCUUCCCUUAGCAAUUAUGGGUUUCCUGGGUGUAUUCGAGGCUCGGAAAUGAUGGACGCAACAACAACAACCAUUAUUGGCAAGAAUUCUGACAAUAUCCCAAUCGGAUUCAACGGUAUAGAGCUGACUGUAUGGGAUAAGAAGAAUCCCGAUGGAAGGGAAGGUGGAACUAUCGAGCUAGUCUCGAGCUGUGGUAUGGAUGAGAGACAUGGCGAACUCUUCAUUUGCGUAACGAAGCAUCACAAGAAUAAUUGA
Messenger RNA from Botrytis byssoidea, 348 nucleotides. RefSeq lists its product as uncharacterized. NCBI's taxonomy places the organism in Eukaryota, Fungi, Ascomycota, Leotiomycetes, Helotiales, Sclerotiniaceae. The record is from RefSeq and is a predicted model, not a curated record. The transcript has 2 exons. Bases 1 to 348 code for a protein of 115 amino acids.